AAAAAAAAGGUUAAUUAGAGAGAGAAAGAUAGUGGAAUGAAGAAGUAACUAUGGUUAGUUUUAAACCCAGGUUCCACACCAGGUUAAAGAACGUUCCAGGAAAGAGAAAGGCAAGCAGGACAGAAGAAAACCGAGGCCCAAAAGAAACAAGAAUUUGAGGAGGGUUUUUCAUUUUGUGGUAUUGGCUUUGGUUGAAUUCUGAUUCAAAUCGGGCGAUUUCAUUCAUGCUUUCCCUCCUCCUUAGAACCUUCGAAUUCGCCUGAACACGAUUUCAUAGAACAUACCCCUUGUCGUUCUGGUGAUUCUUUUUUCUCAAUUUUCUUCGAAGGUUUCAGUUUGAUGUUACGGCUCUGAUUCAUUCGCGACUCUACGGUGGAGUUCUCUCAGAUCUUGCGAUUUUGAUACUUCUGAUUAUCCAGUGUUGUAGAAAUGGCUUGCUUAAUGUAGCAUUGAGCUUGAAAUCUCUUUCACAGACUCUGCUUCUGUGGUGAUGGUUUCUGCGUUUUGAAUUGUGGGGAGAGUUUGAGGUUGAGGCUGUCAAUUUAAUGAUUGAUAGUGAAUUCUACUAUUUGCAAAGAAUAUCAAUUGCAACCGAGUUUGGUGUUUUGAGAGGGAAGAAGCUCUCUUCCUUCUUGGCCGCCUUUGUCACCAGCGGCAUUGAACACAAGAUUCUCAUUCCAUUUCAUGUCUCGUAAGUUAGACAGCCCAGUUCAGACCCAGAUGGCAGUGGCAGUCUUUAAGAGCCCACUCAGUGGGGAAUAUCACGGGAACAGGAAAAUGGAGGGGAAACAACCUGCUGGGAGGAGACGGGUUUUUGUGCAAACUGAUACUGGUUGUGUUUUGGGGAUGGAAUUGGAUCGUGGUGACAAUGCGCAUACAGUGAAGAGAAGGUUGCAGCUUGCUCUUAAAGUCCCCACUGAGGAGAGUUCCUUGACUUUUGGGGAUAUGGUACUGAAUAAUGACCUUAGUGCUGUUCGUAAUGAUUCUCCUCUUCUUUUAACACGGAAUUGUCUGCAUAGAAGCUCAUCUACUCCUUGUCUUUCACCAACUGGCAAGGAAAUCCAACAGAGAGAUCGGAGUGGUCUUGUUGAGAUAUUGGGACAGUUAAAUAGCUUUGCUAAAAUCAAACAGUUGGUCAAGGAAAGUAUCAAGGCUAUUAAGAUGGGUGUUGAUCCAAUUCCAGUUCAUAGUGGGCUUGGAGGUGCAUACUAUUUUAGGAACAGCAAAGGUGAGAGUGUUGCAAUUGUCAAACCAACAGAUGAAGAACCUUUUGCUCCAAACAACCCAAAAGGCUUUGUUGGUAAAGCACUUGGGCAACCAGGUUUGAAAAGGUCUGUGCGGGUUGGGGAGACAGGGUUCAGGGAAGUAGCUGCUUACCUCCUUGACUAUGAUCACUUUGCAAAUGUGCCUCCUACUGCCUUGGUGAAGAUCACUCACUCAAUCUUCAAUGUCAAUGAUGGGGUGAAUGGGAACAAGCCUCACAAGAAGAAUCAGGUUAGCAAGAUUGCAUCUUUCCAACAAUUCAUACCACAUGAUUUUGAUGCAAGUGAUCAUGGGACAUCCAGCUUCCCAGUCUCUGCUGUGCAUCGUAUUGGGAUAUUAGAUAUUAGGAUUUUUAACACAGACCGGCAUGCGGGAAACCUUUUAGUGAGGAAGCUUGAUCGUGUUGGGAGAUUCGGGCAAGUAGAGCUGAUUCCAAUUGAUCAUGGCCUUUGCUUGCCAGAAACAUUGGAGGAUCCAUACUUUGAAUGGAUUCAUUGGCCUCAGGCUUCAAUCCCAUUCUCAGAUGAUGAGCUUGAGUAUAUAGAAAAACUUGAUCCUAGUAGGGAUUGUGAUAUGCUGCGAAGGGAGCUCCCUAUGAUUCGAGAGGCUUGUUUGAGGGUCUUGGUUCUCUGCACAAUUUUCCUUAAGGAAGCUGUUGCUGGUGGUCUCUGUCUUGCUGAAAUUGGUGAGAUGAUGAGCAGGGAAUUUCAUGCUGGAGGGGAGGAACCCAGUGAACUUGAGGUUGUAUGUAUUGAGGCAAGGAGGUUGAUUGCAGAGAGAGUGGCAUUGUCCCCCGGAACUGAUUUGGGAGAUGAGGAAUUUCAAUUUGAUAUAGACUGUGAAGAAACAGAAUUUGACUUUAUGUCUAAGAUGACAACAGAAGAACCUGUUCAAUUUGGAUUUGGGGCUGGUAAUGGCCGUUUCCCACUUUCAAUACUAGAGGAGAGCGUAGAGGAGGAGGAUGAGGAGGAGGAAGAAGAAGAGGAAAGAACAGAGAAUGAUGUAGGGAAAGAGGGAUUUGGUGUUCUACCCCUGCCUGAAAGGUUACCCACCAUGUCAAAGCUUUCCGUGUCACUUAAGAAUACCACAUUGGGUGACAAGAAACAGAAAUUCGAGAAAUUCUCAGGAGCAAAACCAGAAAAUGGCUAUUUUGCUAAUACAUCUUCUGGGCACAGGAGUGCCAAUGAGCAGUUUCCUGCAAGCCUGAGUUUUGUGAAGCUGGCUGACAUGAGCGAGGAGGAAUGGACUGUGUUUUUGGACAAAUUUCAGGAACUGCUGUAUCCGGCAUUUGCCAAACGGAAGUCUGUGACCCUUGGUCAGAGGCAGAUACAGAGGCUUGGUACCUCAUGCCAAUUUUGAGAUUGAGAUACCAGUACGAGGAUGAAGAAUAAGACUCCUAGGUUUGUGAGAGUGAUGGAUAACUAGGAUAAGUUCAGUUAAUGGGUUUUCUCCCUGGAAGGUGUUUAGUUGGGAUCAACGGUAGGAGGGAACUGUUGUAAAUAUUGAUGGCAAUUAGCUAUGCGAGGAGCUGAGUAGAAUUGGUUGUAUUUCAUUUUCACUUUUUUGCUCUCAAUUUUUCCCCCUUGAACUCCAUAUGGACCUGUUUGAUAAAUAAUUUGUAGACUGAAAUCUUAAAAAAAAAAAGAAAAAAAAGAAAAGUUUGUGUAAA
Molecule: messenger RNA, 2932 nt
Organism: Hevea brasiliensis (rubber tree)
Lineage: Eukaryota; Viridiplantae; Streptophyta; Magnoliopsida; Malpighiales; Euphorbiaceae
Product: phosphatidylinositol 4-kinase gamma 5
Exons: 2
Coding region: 685-2622 (645 amino acids)
Source: RefSeq, a predicted model, not a curated record